CCUUAUCUUCCUCUCAGUCGAUAUUCAUGGAACUUAAUGCAAAUAGCCAAGGUAUAAUUAUAAUUGAUUCCUUGAAGGAGUAACUCGCGCGCGCGCUUUGUCGUCUCCGCCGCGAUUACCGCGGGGUGCUUUAGCCAUCAUUAGCCGCGCAACAUAUUGAACGACAUGCACACGUGCGUUCCGCCAAGCCCGUUGAUUUUUAACGUUCAAUGGUGAACAAAGGAGGAUGAAGCGCGCCAACACCAUCAGCCGUACCGUGGAGAUUUGUCUUCGUGUAGCCGGCGUGUGGCCGGACUCGGCUUACGCGGACCUCCAUUGGCUCGGCUACAUGACGUCGGUCGCGAUAGUGCAGUAUUAUCAGUACGCGUAUGUGCUCGCGCAUUUCGAGCUGAACAACCUCUCGACCCUCGUCGACUGCCUCAGUCUUACUAUGGGGUACACCCUCGCUUUCAUCAAGCUCUUCGUCCUCUGGUGGAAUCGCCGGACAUUUUAUUACGUGCUAAGGACGAUUGACCGGGAUUGGAGAGAAUGCGACUUCAAUCAAUCGUACUUGUCGACGAUGAUGAGCAUGGCGGACGUGGCGCGUCGUUUCGCUAACAUAGUCUUCACUAUGAACGCCUCUGUCGCAUUCUUUCUUUCAAUUGGCGAGCACUUCGUUCAGUCGAUGAACGAGGACAAUCGACUCGCCAAUAGCACCCGGGAACUCCCGAUCAAGAUGGAGUUUCCAUUUGAGGUCAGCAAAUCGCCCAUUUUCGAGUGCUUUCUGAUCGGGCAAUUUCUCUACGACUUGGUGAUUGCUUGCAUAGUCGGUAUGAUAAACGCUUUGCUCGUCUCUUUGGUAAGUUUCCGCGAUGCGAUUCAUGCAUCUCCAGAUGUAGAUAUGACAUUCUGCAGUUGAAAAUGUACAAUUAUUGCAAGAACUUAAUCUAUGACUGUAAAAUAGUAAGUAGUCAAAUUGGCGGAAGAAUUUUUUAUCUGCUAU
Messenger RNA from Harpegnathos saltator (Jerdon's jumping ant), 982 nucleotides. RefSeq lists its product as uncharacterized. Gene Ontology annotation, molecular function: odorant binding; olfactory receptor activity. The record is from RefSeq and is a predicted model, not a curated record. NCBI's taxonomy places the organism in Eukaryota, Metazoa, Arthropoda, Insecta, Hymenoptera, Formicidae. The transcript is spliced from 2 exons. Bases 227 to 898 code for a protein of 223 amino acids. Gene Ontology annotation, biological process: detection of chemical stimulus involved in sensory perception of smell; sensory perception of smell. Gene Ontology annotation, cellular component: plasma membrane.